AUGGAUAUCAGUUUGGAGGGUCGUCCUUGGAUGAAGGUCCCAGGUCGACGGUUGAGGGAUCAACGCAGAGCCGCAAAGAGGAGAGGAAUAAGUUUAGAAGAGUAUCUCGCUAGGAAAGGAAAGAUACCAGUCGGGUUGUUCAGUAGCAUGUCUCACAAGGAAAAGCUUGAGAAGGAGAAACAACGAAAUGAACACUUGGUGAACGAGUUGACACGUCAGGAUGUUAAGGGUGAUACGAAAUUGAAUUUACUGUUAAAGAUGAUCGAACUUGAUCCCGAGAUUCAUGAUAUCUUCACGCAUCAUACUGAAAAUACUUCGUCUUUUGAACAGAACCCAAAGUUUAGGUUAUAUAAGAGAUUGGGUGAGAUUGUUGAUAGGUUGUAG
Kwoniella mangroviensis CBS 8507 is the source of this 384-nucleotide messenger RNA. RefSeq lists its product as uncharacterized. NCBI's taxonomy places the organism in Eukaryota, Fungi, Basidiomycota, Tremellomycetes, Tremellales, Cryptococcaceae. The transcript is spliced from 2 exons. The coding region runs from base 1 to 384 and encodes 127 amino acids. The record is from RefSeq and is a predicted model, not a curated record.